Molecule: messenger RNA, 2475 nt
Organism: Liolophura sinensis
Lineage: Eukaryota; Metazoa; Mollusca; Polyplacophora; Chitonida; Chitonidae
Product: dynein regulatory complex protein 1-like
Exons: 20
Coding region: 66-2300 (744 amino acids)
Biological process (GO): cilium-dependent cell motility; axonemal dynein complex assembly; regulation of cilium movement
Cellular component (GO): axonemal dynein complex; axoneme
Source: RefSeq, a predicted model, not a curated record
AUAAGGAAAAUCUGCAAAGUUGAAGCGUAAGGGUUACACAACGGAGAGUCAGAGAUCAACUAAGGAUGAGUUCAAGCGGCGAAGAAGAAGAAGUUGGCCCUUCUGUGGAUUCCAAUGACCCAGAAGAAAGAAUCGCGGCUCGUCGUAUUAGAAUAGCGCGACGAAUAGAAGCUCAAAGACGUGCUGCUAUGGGUGUCAACCCUGAUGAUCAGAAAGAGGUGAAGGAAGAGACAAGUAAGAGCGGGAAACAAAUGGAAGACAGUCGACUGAGGUUGACCAAGCUUAGAGAUGAUGGAAUGGAGCUGGUCACAAACAUCAGGGUCGCUGGAGAUGCUCGGGAACAGAUCCGCAGAGGUGAAGAAGAGGAGUCAAAACGCCAGAGAAAGGAAAAACUAGAACAAGAAGCCAAAACCGGGAGUGAAAGGUUUGAAGAGAUCACAAAGAAAUGGGAAUCUGCCUUGCAGAAAGAUAUUCCUCAACAUUUACAUGAGAUGCUUCGACAACAGAAGAGUUCAUGUGAUGCAAUGAUUGACGAAAAGAACAAACUAAUAUCUGACUUUCAAACAGAACUAAAAGCAAAGGAUGACCAGUAUGUUAAGGAUCUGAAGAAACAGGCUGAGGACGUGGACUUGAUGAUAGAGAGGAUGGAAGAGCAGAUCAAGAACCUGAGUAAAGCCUACCGAGAAGAGCUGAACCAGUGUGAGAAAGCGUUUGUGACAGAAAGGAGCGAGUUGCUGGAGAUGCACAGGAAAAAGUGGGAGGAGAGGAUGGUGUUAAGGCGUGAGAAGGAGGUGGAGUUUCUGAAGACACGCGAGAAACGCGUGGAAGAGUACGAGAACCAGCUGCAGCUGCUGCGCAUCCAAGACUCUGAGGAGUACAACAUGGUGAAGAUACGACUGGAAACUGAUGUACAGAUCUUAGAGCAGCAGUUACAACAGAUGAGAGCAACGUAUCAGCUGAACCAGGAGAAGCUGGAGUACAAUUUCCAGGUGCUCAAGAAAAGAGAUGAUGAAAACACAAUCACAAAAUCCCAGCAAAAAAGAAAGAUUACAAGGUUACAAGAUGUCCUAAAUGGCUUAAAAAUAAGGCUUGCCAAGCAGGAGAAACAGUACAGGGAUGAGAACCAAAGCCUUACGGAGGAUUACAAGAGAAUCCGCAAACAGUUUGAGGAACUGCAGAAAAAGUCAAAACAUUUCAUGGCUGCCGACGCUAAGAAAUUCCAUGACAUAUGGUGUAUGAAUGAAGAGGAGCUGAAGGAGCUGGGACACGGGGUGAUUGAGGCUGAUAGGGUGAUCCAUGAACAGCAGCUGGGGUUGAACUACCAAACCCCUGACAUUAAAUUCAUGGAGAACGAGGGCCCACUGAACCGUGAUGCAAGUCUGGAGAAGGGUGUGUCUGCUUCACAGGUGCUUCAGGAGGUGUUAUCACAGUCAGGUACAGGUGGGAGCCAGGUAGGCGUGACUGGUGACCGUGGCGAUGCGGAAUCUGAAGGUUACCCUGAGAGUGAGGGGAUGGAGCAGCAGAAAAGUACAAUCAUGUCCAAGAUUUCAGCUUCUACCAUCAAGAUGAUCCUGGAGUUGCUCUGUGAUGAGUCGGGCUUCUUGGUGGAGACAAAGCUGAAGACUCUGCUGGCCCCGCUGGAGCAAGACGAGAGAUCGCUGAUGAAAGUGGAUGCCAUAUUCAGUGCUUUAGGAGUGGACACAGAAGAAGAUGUUCACAAACUGUCAACAUACUUCAUGAAAGUCAGACAGAGGGAGGAUGAAGAAAAGAAAGAUGAGGGUGACGAGAAGACUUUGGCACAGAGUCCUGAUGCUACAGAGGUUGAGGAUGCGGACGCUGAGAUCCUGAGGCUGACGGGCCGUGAGGGGGAGGCUAAGACAGAGUCCACAGUGGGGGGAAGUCCAGAGGACAUCAGCCUUAUCCACCCCAACGAGGUCAUCAAAGCCCUUCGCAUGUUUGUGGAGGACAACAGAAAACCUAUCAGAGAGAAAGGUCACAAGUCUCAAUUUAAAAUCACGGCCCUGGAGGCACGGGAUAGUUCUGGAGACUCCCAGUACUGGGCUUCGUACGCGCAGCUGCUUAACAAGAGGAAGGAACAGGUGUGGAACGCACUGUUGGAGGCCUUUGAGAAAUACAGUGAGAUCCUCUCCAGCCGCUCCACCCUAAUCACAGAGACAGAUGCUCUCCGUCAACAGAACGCUGAGCUCCGGAUGCUCCUUCAUCAGUAUGUCAACUCCAAGGUCAAUGCUGAGCUGGAAAUUCCUCCUACCAAAGUCCUGCAACUGGAGAUGAAUCCAUAGACAAUUGUCAGACUUUUUAUGAAUUCAGAGAGACGGAUUUUUAAUAGGAUACUCACCGUGGAUUUAAAAAAAACAUCUUUUGUUGCUGAAAUAAAGAUGGCUGUCGUGCAGAUGAUGGUGGAGCCCUGGAUAUAGGCAUGUGUGUUUUUAGCCCAGCUCGUCAUACCUGUACAUG